AUGACAACCAUCCUCUUUGUUCCAGGUGCCUGGAUCACUAUUGCAGCCUAUGAACCAUUUAUGCAAGCGCUGAGAGCAGAGGGUCACGAUGUCAGAUAUGCCGGCUACCCUUCGCUAGACCCAAAGAACCCCUCGACCCAGGAUUGUCAGACAGAUACCCAGGCAAUCGCAGCUGUACUUCGCCCUCUCGUGGAGGAGGGCAAAGAUGUACUACUUGUUCUCCAUUCGUAUGCGGGCAUGCCUGGAGCUGCGGCUGCGGUUGGAUUGAGUCGCUCUCAACGAGCAAAAGAGGGUCAAAGUGGGGGCGUUUUUGGGCUGGUGUUUAUUGGGGCCUUUGUGGUGCCCGAAGGUCUUAGCUGUGCAGGUCUCCAGGGUGGAAAUCUGCCCCCAUGGAUCUUACUCGAUAAGCCAUUGCCUCAUUUGAACAUCGCAGAUGAUCCUGCUGGUAAUUUUGCGGCAGAUAUGGACCCUGAUUCGAUGAAGUCGCUCAUGGCGGAGCUCAGGUCCCACGCAACAUUGGCUUUUACUUCACCCCAACCACAUCCUGCAUGGGCCGAUGAGGAGUUCGAGGGACGGUCUGCCUUCAUUGUUACAGCCAAUGAUCGCGCGGUGCCGAAGGAGGCCCAAUUCGGUAUGAUGGCUGCUACUCAGAAAACAUGGAUCGUCAAGGAAAUCGAAGCUGGUCACUGUUCCCCAUUUUUUAAUAAGAAGCAGGAGACAGUUGCCUUGAUUCAGGAAAUCCUUAAGGAGAUUCCCGGCGCCUAG
This is a messenger RNA of Penicillium malachiteum, 765 nucleotides long. Its product is annotated as alpha/beta hydrolase. Lineage: Eukaryota; Fungi; Ascomycota; Eurotiomycetes; Eurotiales; Aspergillaceae. The coding region runs from base 1 to 765 and encodes 254 amino acids. The record is from RefSeq and is a predicted model, not a curated record. The transcript has 2 exons.